AUGUCGACAGAAAAGUCUCCGAGUGGUGAACAGUCCACCGAAACUGAACGACAAGGUACAGCAGGUACCGUCGGCGAAUUAGCAACACAGAAUCAAACAGGAGGUACUGCUGGACAGACUGGCAGUGGAACAGGUACUGCCGGACAAAUUUUACCAACUGCAACCGCUCAAAGCAGUAUGUCAGCAACAUCAAGUACGGGUGGUGCUGGACAACCAACGUGA
Molecule: messenger RNA, 222 nt
Organism: Adineta ricciae
Lineage: Eukaryota; Metazoa; Rotifera; Eurotatoria; Adinetida; Adinetidae
Source: the annotation of a GenBank genome assembly